Molecule: messenger RNA, 1722 nt
Organism: Neolamprologus brichardi
Lineage: Eukaryota; Metazoa; Chordata; Actinopteri; Cichliformes; Cichlidae
Source: RefSeq, a predicted model, not a curated record
AUGCAAGAUCUAGCAGGAGUCGCAUGCAUUGAAGAGACCAGCACGCCGCUGCUUCUUAUUGACACAGCAGGGUGUGGUCUGAGUGAAAUGGAGGUCGCAGAUGAGCAGUCCAAAGGCAACACAGGUGAGGUCGACAUCGUCGAUCUGCACAUAAAAGCUCUGACUGAAGCUGGAGUUAAAGCUAAAGACAUAGCUGUUAUUGCUCCAUACAAUCUACAAGUCGAUCUUCUACGUCAGAAACUUUCUGCAAAGCAUCCAGAGCUCGAGAUAAAAUCAGUGGAUGGAUUUCAGGGCAGGGAAAAAGAGGCUGUCGUGUUGUCGUUAGUUCGAUCCAACAGAAAAGGUGAAGUUGGAUUUCUAGCAGAGGACAGAAGGAUAAAUGUUGCCGUUACGCGUGCAAGACGACACAUCGCUGUCGUGUGUGACACUCAAACCGUUCAGAAUCACGGUUUUCUGAAAUCCCUGAUUGAUCACAUGACUGCGUUUGGUGAAGUCAGAACAGCGUUCGAGUACAUUCAAGACAUCGUACCACAAAACUACACCCGUGACCACAAAGAUGCGAAAACAGCCUCUUCCAGCACCUCCACAUCUACCAAACACAAGGUCAAGGAUCAGCCCUCCAGUAAAGCAAAGCCAGGACAGAAAAAAUCUGCUGGUAGCAGCAGCAAGGAAAAUGCAGCUGGUUCAGAGAAGCAAACAAAGUCUAGCACAUCAGCAGAGCAAGAGCAGAGUAAGGGCAGACGCGCUGAGAUCAGAGAGCAGGUGGAAAGGUUUAUGAAGGACUUAAACCAGAGUGAGCUACAGUUUCCGUCAUCAUUUAACUCUCAUGACCGGCUGCUGGUCCAUGAGAUCGCUGAGGAGCUGGGCCUCAUUCAUGAGAGCAAAGGGGAGGGAAGUGAGAGGUGUAUCACUGUCUCCAGACCCCCGGUGUCAAAACCAGCCAAAGAAGAAGCACGAGCAGCAACGGAAGAGGAAGAGGAAACGAUCCCAGAUUCAAAAAGUGAGCCAUCGUCUCAACCCCCCUUAGACCUGAAAAGUUUACAUUUAGAGAGGAUGAAGAGAGAGCAGAAGAAAAGGGAAGAAAAUGCUCAACAAAAAAAGCAACAGAACAACAUUCAUCCAGCUCAAGGCCACUCAUCAAAAAAAGCAAAAGGAAAAAAUCAAACCAAGGCUGGGGCCUGCGACAUCGCUGCUGCAUCUGCUCCAGAUGAUGACUUCGACACACUCAUCAGUAGUGUCAUGAAGGCCGACAGUGUUUGUAGUUUUGUCAAGUGCAAAGCAUCUGUGCUAACACUCGGGCAGCUCUGCCUGUUCUGUAACAGGCAGUAUUGUCUCAGUCAUCAUAUACCAGAGGUUCACGGCUGUGGAGAUAAAGCCAAGUCUCAUGCUCGAAUGAGGAUAAGUAAAGAGGGUGUUCUUUAUGCUGGGAGUGGGAAGAAAGACAAAUCUAUGGACCACAAUAAGAAGGCCUAUCUGCAAAGAAAAUUGGACUCUAAGCUAAAAGACAUGGCGUCACAGAGGAAGCCAAAAAACAAAGAGAAGGAUGGUUAAUGGUUAACUUGACACUAAAUUUAAAUAAAUCUAAAGACUUUUUUCUGAGAAAGCUAAAAGAGUGUUUGAAAUUGUUUAUUUUCUUGCUCUUUGGACCUCUGUUUGAUACAGUAAAGUACAAUUUCCUGCUGAAAAACUCUUAUUUAAAUAAAUAAUUUUAAUUACAAAAAA